This is a messenger RNA of Pseudophryne corroboree (corroboree frog), 5045 nucleotides long. Its product is annotated as rho GTPase-activating protein 20-like. Bases 1160 to 3949 code for a protein of 929 amino acids. The transcript has 10 exons. Gene Ontology annotation, biological process: signal transduction; regulation of Rho protein signal transduction. The record is from RefSeq and is a predicted model, not a curated record. NCBI's taxonomy places the organism in Eukaryota, Metazoa, Chordata, Amphibia, Anura, Myobatrachidae. Gene Ontology annotation, molecular function: GTPase activator activity.
CAGGUGGAGAGGUUGAGGACGGUAAGUAUACUGGCACAUACAGGAAAGACCCAUCAGUCCAAACCCCAGAUCCCUAAUGGUCAAUAAUAUGUUACACUUGUAGGAAGGAAGGAAGGGCAUUUUGCCAGAGAUUGUAGGAGUAGUAGGACACAUAGUCAAUAUAGAUCCCCUAGACAGAAAACACAAGCCACAUUAUUAAACACAUAGCAGGACCAAGGGACAUAAAGUAAGGAAUCAUAAGCCAUAUAGAAAACACAGAUUCGGCUAAUGGGAAGAACAAAAUAAAUGCAACAUUACCCUUUGACAAAACUUGCUGGGGUUAAGAUGGGGCCUCUAAACUUUAACUUCUUUUUCCUAGCAGAAAUGGCCCCUGAUUAACUUAAUUUUGUUAGAUAUGAUAUACAUAUACUGUACUCCUGCUCAGGAAGUACAAAGUAUGUUAGACACCCACGAAGACUAAUGUCGCAUUCUACUGUUCUAGAUGCAUGUCCAUCACAGGUAGAGGAAAUUAUCUCACAGAUACCGGGUUCCCUAUGAACUUAGGAUGGACAGGACACUGGGUUGAUGGCUGGGAUAGUCCCAAUAGCGAUAUGAUAAACACAGAAUUUUUUUUAAGGGGAGUAGACCAAGUAGAGAAUCACUUCCCCGUAGUGCUCAAUCCAGUUGUCAAAUUUUUAUAAAAUCUUCUUCACCUCUACAAACUCAUCUGUCACCAACCUCUAUUCUGUUUCUCUACAGUUUCCUCUUCAUCUUUUGCGUUCACACAGAGUGGUACAAUACAUGGACCCAAGUACAGUUCAAACUCCACAUGCCCAGGUCCUUCAGAGUUCUGCCUGAACCCAGUAUAUCUCAACAGCACGAUAACACCAGUAUUACUGCAGUGUGCCUUGUCAUGCACAAAGGGUGGAGAAUGGGAAUACUGGUGAAGGGAAAUUUUGUAUAGACACUGAUAUGCCUGUUGGUGAAUGGCAAACCUGACAUUUUCUUUUUCAUUUUCUUCUUCUUUCUCUCCUCUAGAGAUGUUUUUUUUUCUUUUUUUUUUUCUUUUUUUUUCCGAGUUAUGCUCAUGGUACUCUACAUUGCAAACACACGAUAGUUAAAUUAAGAUACAAAAAUAUGUGUUCCCUACAGGAAAAGGCAGUCUGGAGGACAAAGGGGUAUGGCCAGGAGUCCUCAGGACUGUGGACAGGUAGACACGAACCUCAAUCGAAUCCAAACACCAGUGUACAAAGACGGCAGACCAAGUGACUACCAUCUGUGGGCGAUGUCUGGAAAAGAUGGACCGCCUUGUCCUCUAUUUGGCCAUGAAUAUCCCUACAGUAUUGCAUUGAACUGUCUCCAGGAAACAUUGGACAUUCCCAGUGGGAGCAACAAUAACCUUUUGUUACAGCAGAGAGCAGACAAUGUCCUUGAACAGUUCUCCCAGGAAAGAGUGUGCCAGUUCAUCAUUAAACUGAAGCCACAGGUUCCUUUUUACAUGAGGAGAGAAUCGACGCAGAAACAUUCCCGGAGGAAGAAGUCACUAAUAGACUGGGCUCUGCGACGCAGCGGAAGCACCACACUCAUGACACCAGCAUCCCAGUCACCUUUAACCCCUCACAAACUUUUUGGUCAUUCACUGUCAUCAAUCUGUCCAAAUGGAAAUCUGCCCAAACCCAUAAUGGACAUGCUUCUGCUAUUAUACGAAGAAGGACCCAACACCAGGGGUAUUUUCAGACGUUCAGCCAAUGCCAAAACUUGCAAGGAGCUUAAGGAGAAAUUAAUCUCUGGGGAUGAGGUUCAGAUGGAUGGAGAGUCUGUGUUUGUAGCAGCUGCAGUAAUUACGGAUUUUCUGCGCAAUAUUCCUGACAGUAUUCUAUCCUCAGACAUGUACGGACUAUGGAUGGAGGUUACAGAAAUGGGGAAACCUGAAUAUAAGAUAAAAGUCAUAAAAAGCCUGUUGGAGCAGCUUCCGGAAGCUAAUUACAUUUUGCUACAGCAUUUGUUUGCUGUACUGACUCACAUUGAGGAGAACUCUGAAGAGAAUCAGAUGACUGCUUCCAACCUUGCACUCUGCAUAGCUCCCACUAUGUUAUGGCUGCCCACUGUGAAUGACCCAGAAGAGGAGAGCAAGUCAACAAAAAAGGUGGCUCUUCUGAUACAGUUUCUGAUAGAGAAUUAUCAGCUUAUCUUUGGGCAAGAUGCUGAAUCUUUGUUUACCAAACACAAAAACCAAGACUCAGGAACCACUGAGGAAUUAACAGGCAUACAUAUGAUCCAGGGACAAGAUUCCUCUGAUGAGCUUGAAUUUGUGGCUUCAGAUUUGGACAAGUUAGAACUGAAAGAUGAAAAUGUUGUUUUUGAUGAGUCUUUGCUACUAGCGGAAAAUAAAGAUUGGGACCUCUUUAGUGAAAUAGCUGCCUGUUAUCAGAGCAAAACAAAUAUGGACAUCUUAGACUGUUAUAGCACUGACCCAUUGAACUGCUUAGAUUCUGCAUGUUGCCUCUGUCCAGCCAGAGACCGAUGCUCUUCAGAACCAAGUGUAUGUCUCAGUUCCAGGCUUCCUGCUGAGGACCAUGAACCAGUGGCCCGACAGUCUAGCUGUGAUGCCACCAUCAUACACAAUCAAUUUGAUUACAUAAAUAAACUAAAACAGCUGUGUCUGGAGAGUCAGAAGCUGCUAAACCACAAACUGGGUCCUAGCAUGAAAAACACUCAACGAGGCUAUUGGAAGUCUACCCAAGCUAAUACAAUAAUGAAGGAGAAGAGUCCACAAAAGCCAAGCCCUUCAAACAGAUCAAGCUUUUCAAGCCUGUCUUCCACUACCACCUCCCCCUCCAUCUCCUCCCUAAGUUCCUUGGACAGUGCUUUCUCUUAUUGCUCAGAGUCCUCAGUAUUUAGCCCCAGUGAGGUCACCUCUUUACCAUUUAUGUUCGGGACAUCAGCCAGAUUGCACACACUAUCCCCAGAAAUUACCAAAAAGAAAUUAAAAGAGUGGCAUAUACCUUUGUCAACACUUUUUGGUGGCAACUCUUGUGAUCUCGAAUCGUGGGAGAUGCAGUGGGAAUCAAAAGUGAAUGGCUGUGUAGGGGAGAAUGAUACAGCCACCAAUAAAGUCCCAGUUCAAAGUGGUAUCCAGAAUGUAUGUGUUGACAAGGAAUCAAGUCGCAACUGUAACUACUCUGUACAAGCCAAAGACAGUGGCACAUCUCCAAAGGAAUCAAGAGUUGAAGGAUACCAUGUCAGAACUGAAGCAGAUCUAGAAAAUGGGCAUUGUGUUCAUAAAGAAACCUCUGUCAAGCACAUUGAGAUUAGGAGACCACCAGAAUCUUCCAAUGGUGAGGGUCUUCAGCGUACGAAGGUCACGUUUUUUAUGUCUCCUAAUAUAAUGACAGUAGAAAAUCUGAAUGACCAGAAAGUAAAUGCAGAUACCAGUAGCUCAGGCUCUAAAAGCACACAAUUCCAAAUACCACAGACAGUAUUCUAUGGUCAAAAUACACCACUGGUACUGCAUUCAGUGUCCAGGAGGCAACAACCAGAAUUAGAGAAACCUUACUGGCAAACACAACUCAAACGUGUACUUAACAGUGACCCUAAAAAUGAGCCAACAAUGAGUAACAAACCUGAAAACCUUUCUUCCAUAGUUAUAGACAAUGAGGUUUUAAACAAUUCUAAGCACCGUUUAGAAGAGUCCAAAAAGGAGGAAACCACCAAAGAAAUAACACUUACUAAAAGCCAUAACAAGACCAUAGCAUCCUUCACUCAGACUAUCCGUAUAACUUUACCAUCUUCUGUCAAGAACACUGUGAGGGACUAUUUCAAGUACAGCAGCCCUAAGUCUACUUCUCAAGCAGUGAGUGUGGAAAGCAAACUGGCCCAGAAUAAAACUGAAAGCUGUAACUCACUGGUUCAAGAUGAGACCAAGAAGACAAAGGAACAGAGUUGUUUCGUAGAAGAAUCAUUUGUAUAAAAAUGGGCAGCGAAAAUGAUUUUAUUUUUUUGUAUCAAAUGCAAAAUGAUGCUGCGAAUGUAAAUGCUAUACAAAGUUUAAGAUGUUAACAGUUUAGUAUUACAAAGCUUUGGAUCAAGUAAAAAGUUUAUUUUGUAUAUUUUCACAGUUUUGAGUGAAAUUUUAUAAUGUGCAACCAGGUGACUGCUCUGUAAGUUCUUCUUAAGUUUAAGUGGGGAAUCUUUUUUUUAUAACCCCCUUUCAUACACUAACAUACUGUAGUGCCCAGCUCCUCUCCAAAACCAGCUGAGAAACUAGUGAAAAGGACCACAUGCUGAAAAUGUUUUUACAAACUAUAUUAUUUAUAGCUUACCUGACUGAGGAGAUCAAGCAUUCUCCUAUGUUUGACACAAUGUUCAAAAUGUUUGCAUGGUUGUGUAUGUGCAUACAGUAUAAUAGAAUGACUCGUACUGAUAAACAGAACAUAUGUUUACAUAUACUGUAGGUUUCCUACAGACUCGUUUGCUAACACUGCAUUUACCAAUCAGCCAUGAGAUGUUACCUGUUUAAUGCAGUUAGACAAUGAAAGCAAGUGUUUAAUUUGUUUACUGCAAAUACCUUAAUGUAUUGUCUUGUUUUCAGAAAAAUAGGUAAAAAAAACAGUAUUUAUUAAUUCAAUGUAAUCAUAACAGAUCAAAAAGUAUGUACCAGUGAGAAAGAAUAAAUGUACAUUGACAUAUCGUCCGGGCAGUGUAGUGUAUGAAGAGACAGGAAUGGUUUAUAGCAGGGGUGGGAAACCUGUGGCCCUCCAGCUGUUAUUGAACUACACAUCCCAGCAUACCCUGCAAUAGUUUUAGCAUAGCCAAAUAACAAAACUGUAGCAGGGCAUGCUGGUAUGUGUAGUUCAACAACAGCUGGAGGGCCAAAGGUUCCCCACCCAUGGUUUCUAGCUUAUGGUUGUUGUAAGAAAGAUUAAAAACUCUGGUGUGAAGGACACACUGUACCCCUGUAGUGUACUUCUGGUGGGUCUGGGACAUGUAGUUCUAUAAAAGGUGAAUUUACUGUACAUGGCUGUCAAGAAGCAUAGCUGAAAUAAAUCUCAGAAUGAAAUCCACAA